AUGGCUGAGGCGGAGACAGUAAACGGAGCGAAGGAGACCAAAUUAUGGAAAGUUGUAUUCGCUGUUUCCGGCAUUAUGUCUACUCUUGUCAUCUAUGGUCUUCUUCAGAUAAUGAGAGUUCCUUAUGGCUUGAACAAAGAGUUCUUUAAGCACUCUUUGUUUCUUGUUUUCUGCAAUCGCCUCACUACUUCAGCUGUCUCUGCUGCUGCUUUACUGGCGAGCAAGAAAGAUCAUGUAUAUGGUAAUUGGCUAUUAUCUAACAGGUUUGAUGGCUUUACAAGCACAUUCCAAGACAAACUCUUUAAAGGAUAUAAUAUGGAGAUACAUAACCAAAUAUUCUACACAACGCUUUGUUCUUGUGUUCUGAGUUUCACUGGACUUAUAUUGCAAGGCCACUUACUACUAGCUGUAGAUUUUGUUUCUCGGCAUAGAGAUUGUCUACUCGACAUCGCUCUGCUUUCGGUUGCAACAGCGAGCUAGUUCUUCAUUUCUUACACCAUUAGGACAUUUGGUGCUCUAACAUUUGCAGCUAUCACGACGACAAGACAGCAUGCAAGCAUCAUGCUCUCAUGCAUGUGGUUCUCUCAUCCGCGUAGCUGGGAGCAAUGUAUUGGAUCGAUCAUCGGGUCAUUAAACGCGAAAAACUUACUGAACAACAAAAAAUCACAAAACCAACCGCCACCUCCAGAACUUCCCCAAUACGAGAAGGCUGAGGGCUCUUGAGAAGUAACCUUCAAAGGCAGCUAGAAGUAGCUAGUCGUUAGGGAAUUGAAGUAUUUUUUCAUAUUUUGUUUAUUUAACUUUGUUGGAUUAUAUGUACAUGCACUUUUAAAAAAAUUAUAAGUUUAUGUACUUUGAAUUUAUAGCU
This is a messenger RNA of Raphanus sativus (radish), 868 nucleotides long. Its product is annotated as UDP-galactose/UDP-glucose transporter 5B. Gene Ontology annotation, biological process: transmembrane transport. The transcript has 7 exons. Gene Ontology annotation, cellular component: Golgi membrane; endoplasmic reticulum membrane. Lineage: Eukaryota; Viridiplantae; Streptophyta; Magnoliopsida; Brassicales; Brassicaceae. Gene Ontology annotation, molecular function: 3'-phosphoadenosine 5'-phosphosulfate transmembrane transporter activity. The record is from RefSeq and is a predicted model, not a curated record.